This is a messenger RNA of Nezara viridula (southern green stink bug), 526 nucleotides long. The record is from the annotation of a GenBank genome assembly. Lineage: Eukaryota; Metazoa; Arthropoda; Insecta; Hemiptera; Pentatomidae.
AUGAAGAAAAAGGAAAGAACUGACCUGUUGCUUUGCUUAUCUGAUGACACUACCAAACUCCCAACUCCGGACUUACCUAUCUGCAAUUUAUAUGAAAGAACCACCAAAUUCCCAACUCCGGACUUACCUAUCUGCAAUUUAUAUGAAAGGACCACCAAAUUCCCAACUCCGGACUUACCUAUCUGCAAUUUAUAUGAAAGGACCACCAAAUUCCCAACUCCGGACUUACCUAUCUGCAAUUUAUAUGAAAGGACCACCAAAUUCCCAACUCCGGACUUACCUAUCUGCAAUUUAUAUGAAAGGACCACCAAAUUCCCAACUCCGGACUUACCUAUCUGCAAUUUAUAUGAAAGGACCACCAAAUUCCCAACUCCGGACUUACCUAUCUGCAAUUUAUAUGAAAGGACCACCAAAUUCCCAACUCCGGACUUACCUAUCUGCAAUUUAUAUGAAAGGACCACCAAAUUCCCAACAACGAACUUAUCUAUCUCCAUUUUAUCCAAACAGUUAUUACUAUUCGCUAUGA